Hyalella azteca is the source of this 4106-nucleotide messenger RNA. RefSeq lists its product as uncharacterized. The transcript is spliced from 8 exons. The record is from RefSeq and is a predicted model, not a curated record. Bases 1 to 2247 code for a protein of 748 amino acids. Lineage: Eukaryota; Metazoa; Arthropoda; Malacostraca; Amphipoda; Hyalellidae. Gene Ontology annotation, biological process: intracellular signal transduction; protein phosphorylation; receptor guanylyl cyclase signaling pathway. Gene Ontology annotation, molecular function: ATP binding; protein kinase activity; guanylate cyclase activity.
AUGGUUCAGCUCAAUGUAAAGGCCACGGAUCUGCUGUGGAAGGCGCCAGAACUGCUGCGCAACGAAGCCUUGCUCAUCAAAGGCACGCCCUAUGGGGACGUCUACGCCUUCGGGAUCAUCAUGCAGGAGGUGCUGCUGCGCGGCGAGCCCUACUGCAUGCUGCAGCUCUCCCACCAGGAAAUCUUGUCGCGGCUGCGCGACCCGCCCCCGAUGAUCAGGCCGUCGGUGCGCCAGAACGUUGCGCCCCCCGACGCCAUCAACGUCAUGAAGCAGUGCUGGGCCGAGAUCCCUGAAAUGAGGCCAGACUUCAACGAAAUCCACGAGACCUUCAAGAAGCUCAACAUGGGCAGGCGGCAGAACAUCGUCGACACGAUGUUCCAGAUGCUCGAGAAGUAUUCGAGCAACUUGGAGGAUCUCAUUAAGGAACGCACCGAGCAACUCGACGUCGAGAAGAAAAAGACAGAGCAGCUGCUCAACAGAAUGCUGCCGAGCUCUGUAGCGGAUCAGCUGAAGCUUGGCAUGCAAGUGGCACCUGAGGAGUUCGACGAGGUCACCAUCUACUUCUCAGACAUCGUGGGCUUCACGACGAUCAGUGCCUACAGUACUCCCUUCGAGGUGGUCGAUCUGCUCAAUGAUCUCUACACGUCCUUUGACGCCACCAUCGACCACUACAACGUCUAUAAGGUUACUUCAACCACUACAACGUCUAUAAGAUUACUUAAACCACUACAACGUCUACAAGGUGCUGCUUGGCGCAUCCACAUCAGUGAGCAAACUGCCUUCAAGUUGCGGGAAUCGGGCGACUACCAUCUCGAGUAUCGGGGGCGGACGCAAAUCAAAGGCAAAGGCCUCCUGCCUACUUACUGGCUUCUUGGCAAAGACGAUUUUAAGAAAGAACUGCCAAAGCCUCCUGAUAUUGGCCAUGAUCAUGGGUUGGACGAAGAGCUCAUAAAGCAAGGUCGCCAGCACUACACUACCAGACGGGACUCGGUGGUCGAGGCUAUGUCUGCGGCCAAGUUUCUUUCACAAGCUGCAGCACAAGCUGGAGUUUCUGGUAUCUCACUCUCGAGAGGGAAUUCCUUCAAUCGACCAUUGUCACGCAACAGUGGUCGGUACCAAGAGCUUCCAACAAUAUGCGACUCUGAAAGUCCGGUUUCAAGAAGGCAAAAGUCUAAAUUAUCGCCACUUCAGCAAAGCCCAGACUCUGAUUCUCCUGGAGUUGGAAGAACGAAUUCUAAAAAGAAAAGCUCAUUGCAAGUGCCAACUGAAGAACAGGUUUCCGCUACCAAGAGUUCCAAGCCCCCUGAUGAAGCUAGCAAAGCUCUAUCUCCUGACAUCCGUAGAGAGCGAGUGCUUCUUCCAUGUGAAACAGCUAAAAUUUCUUCGGCGUCGGACACUAGUCGAGAAUCUCAACAAAAGCCGACGGUGGACCAAAUGACAUCCGCUAAGAUAGAACAACUCCCGUCUGUGCGACAAAAAUUGAUACCUCCUACCACCCGAUCAAAAAAUAAUGUUCACAAUGAAAAUGAGCAGAUAACGAACGACGCCAGAAUAUUAGAACAAGGCUUUAAGGUAAAAUCUAAAGAAUAUAGGGUGAGAACUAAACACCAAAGCACAAAUAUACCUGUAGAACCAAUCACCAGCCGACACCACAAAACUUCGUCGUCUUCGGAUAUGUCCAGAAAAAGUAACGAUAAGAAAUCGAUCGUUGGGAGCGUAAAAGUGUGCAAGCCCGGAAGUGGUUGCAGAGGUCGUAUGGCCCAAACAAUUCUACCUCAUUCUGUGCCAACUUUUGAAGGAAUGCUUGCAUGUGCACCCAAUUUGUACGGGGAUCCGUACGUGACUUCACUAUUACCCCAUCCGUACCACAUAUCGCCUCACGUGAAAACCUUGCCUAAAUCCAAAGAACGCACAAAUGUCUAUAGUCGAAUGCAAGGACAAUCGUUAGGUGGUACUACUUAUCUACCUUACAAUACAAUACCCCGACCAUCGAGGUAUGCAUCUCACCUCCCGCAGGUAAUAUCACAUCCCGUUUUCGCUACCCAGGUUUCUGCUAUUCCACCCAAGAGAAAUAUGCCCUUCACAAUCGUUCAUGCCCCGAAAUUGGUGUCCCAAGACUCCAAAAGCCAAAAUAUUGUAAAGCGCAGUACGAGCAAACCGUUGGAAACGUGCAACAAAACUAAAAGUAGAACAAAUCCUGAUUUUCCUCCCGAUAUUCGGACACUAACCGAAUCGACGAUGCUAUGACAAAAUGAUCCUCUAGAUGAAAAAGUCGAGCAAUCAGUUGAAUAUUGUGAUGUUAUCUUUAAAGGUGACUCGAUAGUUGAUGAUUUAUAUGUCUAUUGUUAGAUUUCGUUGUUAAGCUGUUGUGAAGGAACUUCAUGCAUUAUUGGCAAAAUUUAUGCCAUUUGCAUUUUAGGCAGGAUUUUUUUUUGUAGACAAUCAAAUUUAUCAUGACGCAUUGAAUGGAUAUAUUUUUGAUCGUUUUUGAUCGUGAUUGUUGUACGUGUUAGUUGAUCCCUGGUUUUAAAAUUUAGUUGAACUUGGAACAGAAAUUUUAGGGGAAUAUCUUAGCUUGAAUUGGAAUAAAUUUGCUACUUGAAGACUCAGAAAUCUGAACGCUGCCGCAUUCAGAUUUCAUAUCAAUUUUUUUUAAAUCUGACAACAAAAUAAUUCGUGGUAUUAAGAUGUUAUAAUAAUUGAUUUCUUUGGGGGAGAGAGGAAUAUAUAAAUUCCCAGAUAACACUUAUUUGAACGGUUCAACCAUUACCUGAAUGUGUGCCAAUAGUUAAGAUUACGUGAAUGUUGCAUGGUUUAGAUAUGUUGCACAAUAGUUCGUAACGCCUGGUUGUAAAUCUGUCUGAGCGAUCUGUGUUCAAAUGGUCGAUUUAUAACAGGUUUCUGUGAUUAAUUAUAGAAUGGAGAUGACGUCAUGAUUCAGACAGAUUUACGAAAACUGAGGCUUUGCUUAAUUCUAUGCCGACUCACAGUGGGACUUUACCUGUUCAAUGAACCUGCUAGAACUUUGGCAUCCAAAGAUGGAUAAUAAAGAACCAUUUCUGCAAAACCACUAACGGUACGACAGGUGUUCAGGGAAGUGCCUCGCCUCGACUGCAUGCGACAUGUCCAUUGUCCAUUGCUGCUGAUGUAAACUCUUCAAGUUCUUUAAUUUUGAACUGUUUUUGUACCAUAUGUGUUCUUUGAUAGAUGUAUCUAUUAGGCAGAUAAAACAACUUUCAAUAAAUGUAAGGUGCGUGUUAGGCAAUCAAGCCUACUAAUGUUUUGUUAACACGUCUGACUCAGGCUAGCUGUCGUCUCCCAUCUUCCUACCAUACCAAUGAUAUUGAGCUUAAAAAUACACUCUGAUCAAGGAAAUAUAUUGUGUGCAACUGCUUUGUCGAUCUACAAUUGUAGGAGUGCACUCGUUACAAACUUCAAUUUGCGGUGAUGAGAGCUGAUGGUUUGAAUUCGAAUCUCGAAAAGUUAAUGCAUUGAAUAGCUUCAAUUCCUUUGGGAUAGGUGAAGUUUCUGUCUUGAAUAGUUUCUGUCUUACAUUGUUGGAAUAGUUUCUGACCAAUGUAUUUGUUUAGUGAGCUUGUUCAAUCGUUUGUACUUCAUAAAAAUGCUUAGGUGUUAAACAUAGCGUCCAUCAAAUGUGUGUUGACGUAAUUGAAUGCAGUCCUCAAAGCCAUAUAUCAUAGCUCAAUGGAUCGAAUUAUUUACUGUAAAAUAUAGAACAGAUGAAUUCAAAUGUUUGGAUGUUAGUUGAUAAAUAGGCUUUGCUCCUAGACAAUAAUCAAUGAAGUCUGUGAUCAAAUAUUGAAUUAUUUUCGUAGAGAGUCUUGUACAGUCAAAGAGGCAGUUGUUUAUAGGCCUGUGAGCUUGGCGUCACUUCAGUAUCUUCGCCAGGUCAGACAUUUUUCGUGAGUUAUACCUGGCAAGGAAAUUUUUAUACUAAAAACCUGGCGAAGACAUAAAUUUACAAAAUAGCAGGCAUCAUUUAAGGAAUAUUCAACAAGAUUAUCUAUAAAGAUGAUUAGGCACAUGAGGCAUUUCCGUAUCCAGCUAAAAGAAGCCCAUUGUAUCAGUUGUCAAUAAAUGUUUAA